UUUCUACAACUUGUAAAGCAACAGCAGAGACGGAGAAAGAAUCCAUCCACCAAAACAUAAAUUUAAUAAAGAGAGAACAAGAAUACUGUGGGCGCCUUGGAGUAAAAAUUCUUCCAAUUAAUCGCAACCCUAGCUCAUCUUCGCGUCGUUCUGGUCACAGCCUUCGAUAAUUGGAACAAAUCUCGACAAUUAGGGUUUCUCUGCUCUUCUCAACAUGAACAAGCUGGGCAGAGGGCAGCGUGACAAAGUGCAACAAUUCAUGUCUAUUACUGGGUCGAGUGAAAAAGUUGCUGUCCAAGCAUUGAAGGCUAGUGAUUGGCAAUUUGAAGGAGCAUUUGACAUAUUCUAUAGCCAUUCCCAUGUAAAGUCUGCUGCUGACACUAGGCAUUUAGAGGAGCUUUACAAUAGAUACAAAGAUCCCUAUGCUGAUAUGAUUUUGGUUGAUGGAAUUACCCUCAUGUGCACUGACCUUCAGGUUGAUCCUCAAGAUAUUGUCAUGUUGGUUGUCUCAUGGCAUAUGAAGGCUGCUACCAUGUGUGAAUUUUCAAAGCAAGAGUUCAUCACUGGAUUGCAAUCUCUUGGGAUUGAUUCAAUGGAAAAGCUUAAAGAAAGGAUACCAUUUAUGCGUUCUGAACUGAAAGAUGAACAAAAAUUUCGGGAGAUCUAUAAUUAUGCUUUUGGGUGGGCAAAAGAGAAGGGCCAGAAGUCUUUGGCAUUAGAUACUGCAAUUGGGAUGUGGCAGUUGCUGUUUGCAGAAAAGCAAUGGCCACUAGUUGAUCAUUGGUGCCAGUUCCUGCAGGCUAGGCAUAACAAAGCAAUUUCUCGCGAUACCUGGUCCCAGCUUUUGGAAUUUGCAAGGAUAGUGGACCCUGCAUUGUCAAACUAUGAUCCAGAAGGGGCUUGGCCGUAUCUGAUUGAUGAAUUUGUUGACUAUUUGACUGAACAUGGCAUAAUUCAGAAGGGCAAGUUGAAUGAUUGGAGCUACAAACUGUGAUUGCCUAGUUGUGUAUUAAAUUAUUCUGAGUUUCAUUUUAGAUUGAUGAUGUAAAAUUGAAAAAAAAUGAACUUAAAGCAAUUGUGAGGUAUACUCUGGGGCAUGUUCACACAUUGAUAUCUUAUUUUGAAUCGUUAACAAGUGAUGCAAUGUAUUUUGUGGAA
Molecule: messenger RNA, 1158 nt
Organism: Salvia splendens (bonfire salvia)
Lineage: Eukaryota; Viridiplantae; Streptophyta; Magnoliopsida; Lamiales; Lamiaceae
Product: DCN1-like protein 1
Exons: 11
Coding region: 215-994 (259 amino acids)
Biological process (GO): protein neddylation
Cellular component (GO): ubiquitin ligase complex
Molecular function (GO): cullin family protein binding; ubiquitin-like protein binding; ubiquitin conjugating enzyme binding
Source: RefSeq, a predicted model, not a curated record